Colletotrichum karsti is the source of this 4998-nucleotide messenger RNA. RefSeq names its product nuclear pore complex subunit. Bases 1 to 4998 code for a protein of 1665 amino acids. The transcript is spliced from 5 exons. The record is from RefSeq and is a predicted model, not a curated record. Gene Ontology annotation, biological process: nuclear pore organization. Gene Ontology annotation, molecular function: structural constituent of nuclear pore. Gene Ontology annotation, cellular component: nuclear pore; nuclear pore inner ring. NCBI's taxonomy places the organism in Eukaryota, Fungi, Ascomycota, Sordariomycetes, Glomerellales, Glomerellaceae.
AUGGCCGAAUUAACAACUCUCGAUGCGCUGCAGGCUUUCCACCGCGACCUAGCUGCAGUCCGCGACGGUCGUCCUGAAGGUGCCGACUCCUUGGACAACCCGGUCGUCCAGGCCAUUUUCGAGAGAGAGCUGGAAAGAGUAUGGCAAAGACCGCCAAGGGACGAGAAAAGCAGGAACCAAGUCAAGUCUGGCAAGCUCGUGAUCGACGAGGAAGAAUACUCCAUCAACGAAAAUUUCCAGCAGAUUGUAUUUAACCUCGCCGAUGAGGCCGAGAUCAACGAAAUCGAGGCGGCGCGAUAUGUUCUUGAAGCCGAAGAAGACCCCGCCGUCAUUGGCCGCUCGCUGCUCGAAUGCGGUCUAAUACGAGUCCACCAGCAGCGCAAAUACGUUCUCGACUGCGUUCGCUUAAUGUUGGAAAUCGAUGGCUUGGAUGAGGACGAUUUCGACGCCGAGAUUCUCAACGGUGUUCAGAUGUACCUGUCUGCCGCCGUCUUCCAAAACUUGCCUGGCGAAACUGCGUCAUCACAGAAGAGGCUGCUGCCGAGAUGCAUGUCGGCCAUGCAAGAUGUCAGGGGUUGGCUUCAAAAGAUUGCCGAUAAGAUGACUGCCGCGGCUGUGUUGAUCAAUGGGCAGGGAGGCCAGGUUCCUGAGGAGAUGGAGACCAUCGAGUUCUCUCGCGUCAGCUUGUACCAGCAACACGAACUGCUGGCCAUUAUACUUUGUCGGGCGAUCGAGAAAAGGGAAGCCGAAGUGGGCGACUUCAAGUCGUUCGUGCAGAACCUCAAAAAUGCUGACAAGUACGACGUUCUGCUGGCACAUCUGUUCCCUGCGUUGGGUGCAUACAUCACACUAUACGGCUCGACUGAAGGCGCAGCAAACCUCACCAUGGCGCGAGACCUUCAUCCCUUCAUCACAGAUGAGAGCCCUUGGCGCUUGGUAUAUCUCCAGGCGGCAGUCAAAGCUUGGUGGUUGGCCGAGUACAGCGGGUGGUACCUCGACGACUCGCUUCUCGGUGGUUUGGAGGGCGUCGAUUUGGAUCAAGAGGACCGCCAGAGAUCGAAACAAUUCUUGGAAGCACUCAAAGAUGGUGCUUUUGACUUCAUUCUCUCGAUUGCUGCUGACAUCAAAACUCCUGAAUGGGUCGACCCGUCAAGGAUAACGAUGCGCAACUGGCUUCAGCGCAAGGCGCCGCCACUGGUUUCUGAGUCGAUUCAGUUCUCCGAGUUUUUUCAGCAAUCUUUGACGGCUCAGUUGGAGGUUUUCGUUGAUGCAUUCAUCUCCAAUCUUCCCGACGUUUUGCGAAAGCUUCGCGUGGAGGAGGAUGAACAGCGUCAGCUAAGUCAAAGUCACGAACAAGACCUUGACUUGGAGCGCUUUCUGGUUAUCAUUGCUUACGCUUAUGAGGGCCGUCCUAAUGCUGCGAUGAGCUUCUGGUCAGAUCCCGACAGUAACCUGGCGGGCUUUAUGCAUUGGGCGUCGCGAAGAGCAUCUACGCCCCUAGUCAGUUCCUUCUGCGAGAUGUUGCAGGCCAUUUCCGGCAACGACGACUGCGCCACGGCCGCUCACGAGUUCUUGCUCGACGAGGGUCACCAUGCGUCUGGUAAGAUGAGAAGGUCUCAGUCUCUUACCUGGCAACAAAUUUUCAGAGAGUUGGUCUUCUUCUCGAACAAGAUUAGGGAAAAGACGCAAACGCCCCAGGCUUCAUCAACGUACAGACCAGGUCGACCGAGUAGCGACCAGGCCGAAGCCGAACCGGAAUCGACCAUGAUGUUGCAGUCUUACUUGAGACUGAUUACCAAACUUGCUUCAGAGAGUGAGACUGCUCGACAGUUUUUACUGAAGGAGCCAAGUUUCAACCUUGUUGAGAUGCUCUUCCAGCUGGCCAGUAGUCCUGUUCCCGCUGAUCUGCGGGCAGGUACUUUCAUGGCCCUACGCGCAUUGAUCACUCGUAAGACUCACGAGGAAGCCAAUAUUAUGUGGCAAUGUCUGGAGGCUUGGAUGAACGGCGCCUACAUCGUUACACCUGCUCAACACCGGUCACCCCAGAGCUCACCAGUGGUGUCAAUGGAGACCGUUAGCGACGACAUCUGCCACGGGUUUGAAGAACCGCACGCCUUCAUCCAACUUUUAAUUUCACUCGUCACGCCCCCGGAAGAUAGCAGUCCUCUGAACGAUGGCUUGCCUUUCCCUGAAAACCUCGGCUCGGCAAACCGCAUGCCCGGCAUUGAAAUCUACGUCGACACCGUGCUGGGCAAAGUCUUUGCAAACAAAGCGAAUGAGGUGAACGACAUCAACCAGUUGAGAAUGCUCCGUCUGAGCUGUCUCGAGUUUGCCGCCACUUGCCUUUCAACAUUCAACGAGAACCUUAUCGUGAUUGCCAACGAGACAAAUAUCCCAAUUGACUCGGCGAUGGCUGCAACUGACCUUGCAACAUAUGUCAAGUUGCACCCGUUUGCUCGCGUCAUGGAGUGGAUGUUCAAUGACAAGGUCAUCAAUGCCCUCUACCAAAGCAUCCACCAGGAUGCUGUAGAUGUUGGCAACGCCACGCCCGACUCACCGGUCAUCCUGGGCAUUCUCAGAGCUGUGGAUGUUAUCUCGAAAGUUUUGGAUCUUCAGGCAACUUUCCUUGACCUGGUGCGGCCUAUUAUCAAGAUGCAGUCCAACCAUCGACGGCCACCUGUUGCGAACGCUGCAUACGCUUCCUUUGAAGAUGGACUGGUCGGCCAUCUAGGCCUUGUGGUUGACCUCGGAAGCUACUGCGGCUUGGGUCAUCCCGAUCUGACUCUGGCUUGCUUGAAGCUGCUGGAGAAGAUGACUGCGUCCUUCAAGAUGACGUCUGCAUGGUCGUCUAGUCCCAGUCGCAAGAAUCAUCGCAACAAGGCAAUUGUGGCAAUGGAAGCGAAUGGGGAGCAUGAAGCUAUCUCACGAUCCUUGGCGGCAGAGUUGACAACGCCGUUGGAUCUUGGCCGUGAAGCCGAAUCACCCAACUACCUUACCAAAUCCUACAUCCUCGACUUUCUCUCCAGCUGCCUAGCAGCAAGUCCCAACAAGCCCACGAUUGCACACUUACUUUUGGGCUUCCAGUGCGGCGUCGAUACGCUAACAGUGGACUCGAAUGGCUCGUUUGGAUCCAGGAACUCUCUGUUCCACGCCAUGCUAAGACUUCUCUUGGAAACUCCUUUCGGCGACCCGCAGGGUAUGAGACAGUGGUUGAUUUCUUUGAAGAGCAAGUGCAUGCGCAUCCUGCGGGUAUUAUGGACUUCGCCUUUGUCAGCUCCUCUUAUCAUUGACGAGUUGAGGGAUAACGAUGUUUUGUUUCACUUCUUACUGCGCGAAGUCAUUAUUCAGCCAGCACUACCCUGGGAAGGACAAGACAUCAACCUGCCCCAAUUCCCCCUGACUGAUGGCGCACCUACCCUUAUUGACUUCCUCGCGUUGCGUAGCAUGAGCUUGGAGUACAUUGCCAUGGAGCUCUGCAGCGUUUCCCAAAGCCGAAUGCCCUCCCUAAAGAGACGGAUUUUCGAAGCCCUCAAUGGUCAAAUCGUUGGCGACAACAACGAGCCGAUGACGAUCCCCACUGUCUUCGAUCUUUACGACUUUUUGCUUCCGGACGGCAUCUGGGACAUGUCUCUUCCGCCACUUCAGUUCUAUAAGGAGCUUGACCUGAGGAUAUGCUUGGAGGAGGAUGACCACGGGAACGCCAUUUACAAUAUCGACCGCGCUAGAGAGAUCCUGUUGCUGAAGCGCAGCGAAAGGAGAGAUGACGGCGUUGUGCUGACGGCAGCGGACUUCACCACCUUGGAAAGAGAGGAAGCGGCAAUCGUCGAUUACCUCAUUUUCACCAACAGACAAAAGAGGAUAGCAUCACAAAGCCUGGGCGUCCUCAAGACGUGGACGAGCCUACUUUUGGUAAUGGUCGAGUCGAACGAGUUCAAGGGCACUACAGAAGCCUCUUUCUACCUGCAAGCACUCCAGGCCAUCCUUCCCGGUCUGGAAGCCUCGGCGUCCGAGCGACCAGAAGAAGCGAUGGAGCUUGCAAAGCUAGCAAAGGUCCUCCUUUUCAAGCUUGAUCUGACAUCGAGGCCUUCGCUUGACCGCGAGAGCCAAGCUAUCGGCAGCCUCGUCAGCGACAAGUUGUACCAGCUUUUCCAGAUCUGCCUGCAAGCCAUCGGCAAAUGGGCCGGUUCCUCGGACCUUCGUGCAGUCUACUACAGCAUCUGCUACCGCUAUCUCACCGGCAUGGUCGACCAAGGUCUGCUCGUCGCCGGACGGAAGAAGACGAUCAAGACGAUUCAGAUCUAUGGUGAAAGGCUCAUCAACGUCAUCUGCGAUGACGCUUACGGUAGCGACGCUGCAUGCCAAACCGCAGCCUUCAUCCUCCUCAACGCCCUUGUCAACCUCGGCCGUCAGGAAGACGACUCCCACAUCGUCGAGACCCUCAACCGCCUCAACUUCAUCGGCAUUCUCGUCGAUUCUCUCCGCACCAUCCUGCAAGACUGGUCCGACAUCGUCCGCACCGGCAACUCUGCGCAGGAGACCUACAUCGCAGCGAAGUUCGCACUGCUGCUUCAGCUCGCCCAGACCAAGCCGGGCGCCAAGUACAUCCUCCACGCCAACCUGCUCCGCUCCGUCGAGGCCUCCGGGCUCUUCGCCGCAGACCCCGAGCUCCAGAUCGACCCGUCCAACCCCAAGGCGCUCGAGAAGCACUACGAGCUGCUUUCCAAGGUUACCCGGGUGGUGAGCGCGGCCAUCGUCAGCAGGGGCGACAGCAACAUCCUCCAGGGCCGCAGGUUCCUGACGGAGCACCGCAUGCUCGUGACCCAUACGCUCAAACGCAGCGCGGGCAUCGGCGCCGUGGAGGGCGAGGGCGUGCUGGAGGAGAUGAUCGACGAGCUGGCCGAGGGCUUCAUGGUCCUGAUUGCCGCGACUGGUUUCUUGGAGUUUGAGAAUGAAGUGAUGCCGGAGCCGAAAAGACAAGGCCCCACGCUGUUCACGUAA